AGAGAGAGAGAGAGAGAGGGUAUAUGCAUCUAUUGUAGAAGAGAGCAGCACUGUGGGUUCUCCAAAGCUAUAGAUACCCUUUUCUCUCUUUCUCUUUAGCCAGUUUUGAAACUUGAAGAGGUUAAAAGUAAAACCAUUUUUUAUUGCUCACUCUAUGGUUUAAAUAUUCUGUCUUUAAUGUCAAUCUCACUUUUGAAGAAGACCCAUUAUCAUCUUCAACUUCUCUUCCCUUAUUUCAAUCAAAUUUCUCUGCUUUGCUCCUCUUUGCAUGUUGAUCCCAAGUUGCAUUGUUGAGGUAAGGUCAUUUUUUCUUACGGUUUUUUAUUAUGUUUUUGAACUAUUUGAUUGAAAUGUGGGAAUUUGAAUGUGGGUUUUGGAGGUAAUUGAUUUGGCGUUUGGUGAUCUGUGUAAAUUUUGGGUCUUUUGGAUUCUGGCUUUUGGCUAUUUGUGCUUAUCUGAGUUUUCAGAUUUGUGAAUUCUGGAUAUAAGUUGAUGGGUUCCCUUCUCUAAUUUAUUUUUCUUUUUUGUGCUGUUUUAUCCUCUUUUGAUUCAAUGCAUGGGGUUUUAUGCUAUAUCUGCGGCACUUCAUUCUUUCUCUCAUUGAUUUCAUAAGAUGUGUAAAAUUCUAGUGCCCUUAUAAUGAGAUCUCCAGAUGACAUAUUAGAUUAUGGAUAUCAGUUCUAGUGCUUUUCUGUUAGGAGAAUUCGGUACGAUUUACUGGUAUUUUCGAGGCAGAAAUCAAGAGUAGCUGCUGUUUUUUGCGUGGCAGAUUUUUGCCUUUUAUUUGAGUUUUUAAGGUCUUGGAAAGCAGAGUUGAGAGCUCAAUACUUUAUGCACGCCCUGAAGUUUGUUUUAGAAGAAUCCAUUUAGUUGUGAGUCUGACACUUAUUAUCUGGCUUUAUAUAUUGUUGUGGCAUAAGUAGAAUGGUUCCUUUUGUGAAAUGGGAUUUUGCUUAGGACACACAAGUGAAUGAAGAAUGACUUAGAUUUAAUUUGAUGUCAACCUUACCUUCUCUGUCUUCAAUAAUAGAUGACCCUACUAAUCUAUAGAAGCGAAGCUUGUAAAGACAUGGAGAAAUACAAAGAACUAAGUUUGUUUCAUAUCAAACCAUUUUUGAGGGAACUGUUCGUAUUAGCCAUGUUCAAGUGUAGAGUAAUGGACUUGCAAAAGCCACUUUGGAUGAAAGUUUUCAUGUUCUGCUACCAGAAGUGUCUUACACAGAAAGAAAAGGAAACGUUGACAUUUGCUGAUCAUUUUAGUUGAUUUGGAGGGAGUGUGGGAGGAUGCUUCCUUAUGCAGGUUGAAGGUUUUGCAUUGGUGGGAUAGAAAAAAUUCUUGAUCUCUCUCUCUCCCUUAUCUGCGAGCUUUAGCUAAGUAAAUUGUAAAUAGUUGUAAGUUAGCUUGAUAGUUUUUGUCUUCCUUGGGAUACUUGUAGUAUAAGGGAAGAGGUGCCCCUCUUUUGGGACUGGAGCUAACAUACUUUUGCAUUAUUUAUAAAAGAAAGAAACCAUUGGAGUUUAUCAAGGUUUCAUCUAAAUCACCUUUGACAGAUUGUUGUUUUCUCAUUUUAAUUUAGUACACAAAAAGAGAGAAUUCAACUAGUUAGUAUGAUGUGGCAUAUAAGCAGAGGGUAGCAGGGUAAGGUAGAGGGUAGUAUACUACAUACAGUCUACAGGUAUAAUUAUUGUCACCUGGAGCAGUUGGUAGCACUGUUUCAUUUUCCAAGGGCUGGCCUACUGUUAUAUAAGUUGGAUUACUCAAUUAUACCAGUGUUGAAGCUAAAACUGUAGCUUUUGUUGCUCUGCAAAGGUUCCUUCGUUUUUUUCCAACAAGAGAAUGAAAUCCAGACAGCUGCAAUUAUGGAUAGCAUGAACUUGGUAUAUGACAUGGGUUUUCCCUUUCCAAUGAACCAUGAAUGCUGAAUGGAGAUGGCGGUUUAUGUAUCUUUUAAAUUUUAAUGGAUGGUUGCAUUUGGCUUGAGAGCAUAUGCGUGGAAAAGUUUGGAGAAUCUAGAAGUUUGGUCAGGCUGUAGUGAUGACCAGUUCAGCAAUUGAUGAUUUUCGGGGUGAUGGCUUUGAGGGGUCACAUCAAGAGCGCUGUAUUUUUGCAGAUAUUUUCUUUGGCAAAGAUACUGGUGGGACAGGUAAGAGGAGUAUUGAUGCUGGAGUUAUUAAUUUAAAGAGCCAGGACUGUAAGAUUGCAGAUCCUUCGCUGCAUACUAACAAUGAAUACUCAGCUGUCAGUACUCUUUCUUCUCCUAUAAGUUUGUCAAUCGAGGAUUCUGAUGUGAAUGAGAAUUCUGUAGGGGCUACUGCUUCAGGCUGUUUUACAGAAAGAUUUACCUUUGUGGAGGGCACUAGCCAGAAUAAGACUGUCAAGCGAAUGAAGUUUGCAGUUGAUGAACCUUCGGACACUGAACCUGAUACAUUGAAAGUUCUGACUUCAUCCUUACUGCAUAAAGAGAUUGUUAGUGGUACAGCUGCUGCAGAUAUGGAUUCACUGAGCCAAACAGUACUAUUACAUUUAGUCGAAUCAUCCUCUCAGGGUGUUGUAUCCACCAGCUAUCUGUUAAAGCAACAUGCAAAAAUAGACAGAAAAGGUGAUGCACGCGAGCCAGAUGUUCUGAAGUGCAGUUUGCCAAACUCAGAUGGUGUUGCUGGCAAAGCUAUUGCUUCACCUGUUUCCCAAGAGAGCUAUGCAACAAGGAUAUUGCUUGCAAGACCUGUAGAUGUUGUUGGGAAACCUGGAUCCCCUUUAAAUGCAGAGGAAAGAGCGAAGGCAUUCAAUUCGCCAGGAUUGGAUGUCUCCAUUAUCUCGAAGACAGAUUCUAAGAUGGAUCCUCGUCCUUUUCUCCAAAGUCAUAUCACCCGCUUACUUUCAGCUUUGGGUUGGUGUAUUGGAAAGCGCAAGAGACCCAGUCGAAAAUAUAUGGAGUCUAUUUAUCAAUCACCUGAGGGGAGAUUAAUUCGUGAUUUCCCUAAAGUGUGGAGGCUGUGUGGUCAAAUUUUGUUCGCAAAUGGAUACAAGGUGGUGCAGGAAGGCAAUGGUAAGGAAUGGGCUGAUAUAAGUCACUUUUGGUCUGAUCUCUCAGAUACAUUGACUACUAUUGAGAAAGACAUGGAUAAAUCAGAUCUUGCCAAAGCCUUGGCACAUCAGUGGAGUAUUUUAGAUCCCUUUGUUAAUGUUGUGUUCAUUGAUCGGAAGGUUGGCGUACUGAGAAAGGGAUGUAUGGUUAAAGCUGCACCAAGCUUAGUGAAUGAUAGAAAUGUGAAAAGUGAAGAUGGCAUUGGAAAGGAGUCUGCUCAGAAAAAUUUGUUGGCUUGGCAUAGUGAUUCUUGUCCGGUCACUAAAAGUGCAUCAACAAUUUGUGAAGGAAGCUGCCAUGACUGUGAUGUACAAUCUGGCAACAGGACUUUCUCGGAAUGCGGACAAGAAUCAAUGGUGAAAGGUCAGAUGGAUGUAUCUAUUCAUAUGAAUGACAGAGAAGGCAUGUGUUCUGAUGGGAUGGGAAAUCAAUCUUGCAGCAUGUGUAAGGACAGGAUAGGCGGUGUGGAUAUGACUGACUGGCUAACUUGUGGGACAGAUUGCACUUCUGCCCAGUUGUGUAGUUGCCAAUGUAAUGAUUUUCCUGUUACUGCUGGGAACAUUAUAGUGCAUGGGGCGUCUGAAUCUGUUUCCCCUCAUCAAGACAGCAACUUGGUUGAUCCAGAUGAUGGCACUGGUCAUAUGGACUCCAUCCACCAUGAUGAGCCAACUUCUGCCCAAGUUGUGACUUCAGGAGUUUUGCAGCAAUCCAGAUUCAGUGAAGAGGAGGGAUUACAGUGCAUUCAAGCUUCGAGGUUCAAAACAAGGGAUAAAGCAGCUAUGAAAAAGAUACGUAGAAAGUCCAGAAAAAUAUCAGAAAUCAGAUCAACCACAUUAAGCCAAAGUGAAAAUAUUGAUGUGCUUGGCAAUCCAUUAGAGUCAAACAAAGUUGAAGAGAAGCUUAUCAAAAGAACUAAAAAGAUCUGCAUGAAGUCCUCCCCUUUGGAUAAUUGCCUACAUCAGGGGGUGAAAAAUGGUACAAAAUUAAAGAGUACGCAUGGCAAUAGUUAUGGUCCCAAAUACAAACAAAAGAAAACAACCGGCUGCCAAAUUGAUGAUGAUGAUUUGUUGAUUGCAGCCAUUAUCAAGAACAAAGAUUUUAGCCCAGGUGCCACCAGAUCUAUUUCUAAAAAGAAAUCCUGCAUAUUAAGAGCUGGCUCAAAGCGCAAACGGAAAAAGGGCGGCUGCAGGCUACUCCCAAGAAAUCUGGGCAAACUGGGAAAGCAUUAUGUGGGUGGUAAGUGGUCAAGAAUGGGAUCUAGGACGGUUUUGUCAUGGUUGAUAGAUGCUGGGGUCUUGUCUGUAAAAGAUGUAGUCCAGUACCGAAAUCUAAAAGACGAUUUUGUGAUUAAAGAUGGUGUGGUUACCAAGGAUGGCAUCAUGUGUAAGUGCUGCAAUAUGGUGCUUUCGGUUACCAAGUUUAAGAGUCAUGCUGGGUUCAAGCUUAACCGACCAUGUUCAAACCUUUUCAUGGAAUCUGGAAAGCCUUUUACUUUAUGUCAGCUGCAAGCAUGGUCUGCUGAAUAUAAGAGCAGGAAAAGUGGUACCCAAGUGGUUCGUGCUGAUGAAGAUGAUAAGAAUGAUGAUUCAUGUGGGCUGUGCGGUGAUGGUGGGGAGUUGAUAUGCUGUGAUAAUUGCCCCUCUACUUUUCAUCAAGCUUGCUUGUGUACAGAGGAUCUUCCUGAAGGCAGUUGGUAUUGCCCGAAUUGCACCUGUUGGAUAUGUGGGGAUCUGGUCAAUGAUAAAGAGGCUUCAAGUUCUGUUGGUGCUUAUAAAUGUUUGCAGUGUGAGCACAAAUAUCAUGGGGCAUGCCAACAAGGAAAACAAACACAUGAAGGACUGGUUUCUGAUGCUUGGUUUUGUAGUGGAAGCUGUCAAGAGGUGUACUCUGGUCUUCAUUCUCGUGUUGGGAUCAAUAAUCCAAUAGCUGAUGGCUUUUGUUGGACUCUUCUCAGAUGCAUUCAUGAAGAUCAAAAGGUUCUUUCUGCUCAAAGACUUGCCCUCAAGGCAGAAUGCAACUCAAAAUUAGCUGUUGCUCUUACCAUUAUGGAGGAAUGCUUUCAAUCUAUGGUAGACCCAAGAACAGGCAUAGACAUGAUACCCCAUGCUUUAUACAAUUGGGGGUCAGAUUUUGCUCGUCUAAAUUUCUUUGGGUUUUACACUGUGGUGUUGGAGAAAGAUGAUGUGCUUGUAUCUGCAGCAUCUGUCAGGGUGCAUGGAGUAACAGUUGCAGAGAUGCCCCUCAUUGCAACUUGCAGUAACUACCGCCGUCAGGGGAUGUGUCGACACCUUAUGACUGCUAUUGAAGAGAUGCUAAUUUCCUUCAAGGUGGAAAAGCUUGUUAUAUCCGCCAUCCCAGAUUUAGUUGAGACAUGGACUAAGGGUUUUGGCUUCAUACCGGUGAGUAAAGAUGAAAAGCAAAGUCUGAACAAGAUAAACUUCAUGGUGUUCCCUGGAACAAUAUUGUUGAAAAAACAGUUGUACAAAACAAAAGAAGCAGACACACAAUCAGGCUUGGGUGAUGCAGCACCUUUAACUGAAGUAGAUAUUUGCCCCAUGGAGGAUCAUGUCACUGAGUUGGUGCAGCAAUCCAAUGAGAACAGCUACCUUGAUGAAGUUGGUAUCUCAGCAGAGCUCGAACAUGGUGAAAGCCAGAAUUUGCAAGAAUCUGAACCUAGCAGUGAAAGGCAAGGUAACUACCUUGAUGAAGUUGGUAUCUCAGCAGAGCUCAAACAUGUUGAAAGCCAGAAAUUGCAAGAAUCUGAACCAAGCAGUGAAGGGGAAACUCAUGAUGGUGCUGAGGGACUAGGACGAGCACCACGCAUGGUAACUAACCUUUCGUCUGAAGUAGGACUCUGUUCUGAUGGAAUGCCCUUUGUCGAGUCUGACAGAAAAUUUUUCCCUAACAAACAUGCUGCUAAAAAGGAAGACAAGAAGACGGAAACCCAAGGUAGUGAUUUGCAGGAACAACUUUCAAAGCUGUCCCGUGGAGACUUAGUUCCAGCCCUAGGACGAGGCCCAGGUGAAGUGGCCUGUAAUGUUCAAUGUAUUAGUUAUGUUCCUUCUCCGGACACACCAUCACAGCAAGUCUGUGAGUUAAAUGAGAAAUAGAAACAAAAUUGUAAACUAUUAA
Molecule: messenger RNA, 6218 nt
Organism: Populus trichocarpa (black cottonwood)
Lineage: Eukaryota; Viridiplantae; Streptophyta; Magnoliopsida; Malpighiales; Salicaceae
Product: increased DNA methylation 1
Exons: 10
Coding region: 2036-6196 (1386 amino acids)
Molecular function (GO): acyltransferase activity, transferring groups other than amino-acyl groups
Source: RefSeq, a predicted model, not a curated record